Striga asiatica is the source of this 757-nucleotide messenger RNA. Lineage: Eukaryota; Viridiplantae; Streptophyta; Magnoliopsida; Lamiales; Orobanchaceae. The record is from the annotation of a GenBank genome assembly.
GCUUCUUAAUCUCAGUAUAUCAUUUGGUUGCCCCUUCCUUUCACUCACUUUACCUUUCGUCUGCCUCUGAUUUUUCAUCUGAAAUCUAGGUUUUAUCCCCGUUUUUCCCCAUAUCUGAUGGCUUCACCGUCUCAAGCUAGCCUCCUCCUUCAGAAACAGCUCAAAGAUCUGUGCAAAAACCCUGUGGAUGGUUUUUCUGCUGGUUUGCUGGAUGAGAGCAACCUGUUUGAAUGGAGUGUUACCAUAAUCGGACCACCAGACACUCUUUAUGAAGGGGGUUUCUUCAAUGCGAUCAUGACUUUCCCCUCGAACUACCCAAAUAGUCCCCCUACUGUGAGAUUUACCUCAGAGCUUUGGCAUCCUAAUGUUUAUCCCGAUGGGAAGGUUUGUAUUUCAAUUCUUCACCCCCCUGGAGAUGAUCCAAAUGGCUAUGAGCUUGCUAGUGAGCGGUGGUCUCCUGUCCACACGGUGGAGAGCAUUGUUCUAAGCAUCAUAUCAAUGCUGUCAAGCCCUAAUGAUGAGUCUCCGGCCAAUGUUGAAGCUGCUAAGGAGUGGAGAGAACAAAGAGAUGAUUUCAAGAAGAAAGUUAGUCGAUGCGUGAGAAAGUCUCAAGAAAUGCUGUGACAAAUUCACGACUGUUGCUCAGCGCUAUAAAAGAGAAGUCUGGGGUCAAGUGAAGAAUAUAGGCUUCUUCUGGCUCAAGUUUCCAACAAACAAUGCAGUUUUAAAAGACCACAACUUUUUUUUUUUUUUUUUU